Molecule: messenger RNA, 1712 nt
Organism: Caenorhabditis sp. 36 PRJEB53466
Lineage: Eukaryota; Metazoa; Nematoda; Chromadorea; Rhabditida; Rhabditidae
Source: the annotation of a GenBank genome assembly
AUGGAAAAGGAAACGUCCGCGGAGCCGGUGGAGCCGAAUUCCGAGUACGGAACGCCCGUGAAAGAGCCGAAAGAGCCGUGCGCCGUCGAGAAUUCGCUGUACAACAAGUGCAGUGUGGAGAUGGAGAGGUUGGCGAAAUGUUUGAACUUUGAGCAGACGUAUUUUGAGUGGUUUUGAAGAUUUUUGUAAGGUUAGAAGACAAAUCGAUAGAGAAUUGAAUGCUCUAAAACUUUGUAGUUGACAAGUUUCUACGAUUUUCAGUGGGAACGACGAUAUUUGAACUUUAGACGGUCACGGUUCCAUGGAAUUUUUCUGGAAAUUGGCAUGGACGAAAAUUUCACAAAAACCAUAUAAAUUCGUUCAGAUUGGAGGCCCAAAACGCCGAAUACCGCGAAAAAUUGCUGCGAACGAUUCGCGAGCGCGAUCUCAACGAGGAACUUUUAAAGUGGGAAAGUCUCAAAGCAAGUGCGCUCUACCGAACACGUUUUGCAGAAAUGUUCAAGGACAGCACAAGAAGGAGAUUGAGGCGCAGACGAAGAGGAUUAGGGAUCUGGAGGGGCAGCUGAAGGCGAGUGCGGACCGGGCGACGGCUCAGGAGGCACAUUUCAAUGUGACCGUCAGGGAGAUGACCCAGAAGACGACGAGUGCCGUGCAGCAGGUACGUCGGCGAGGCACCCAUAGAAUCGACGAAAUUCUAGACUUUCUCGGCCCGAAAUCCGACAAUUUCUCAAUUUCCAGGCGACCAGAAAAGCGGAGCAAAGUGAGAAGGAAAAGAACGAGGCGGUGGUGAAGUACGCGAUGCGAGAGGGCGAAAUGAUGAAGUUGCGAGAGGAGAUCAAGACGAAAGACGGCCUUCUGGCGACGUGUCGCAACGAAUUGGACGCCGCGAGACGGGCUCAGAGUCAGGAGAACGUCGACGUGCUCGAGAAGAGUGUGCACAAUUUGAAGGUGGAGGCGGAGAAGCUGAAGCAUGAGAGGUUCGACUUUGAGAAUCGCAUGAAGAUCGCCGAGAAGAGGGUUGAGGUACGUGGGGGUGGGAUUGGGAUUACUGUACCUCAUGCUAGAAUUGUUACAGACGUUGACAGCGAGUUUAAGCGAGACGAAGCAGCAGUCGGAGGUGCUUCGCAAGCAGUUGAUCCAAACGAAAGACGAUAAGCAAUCGGUGAGUGCAUAGAAUCUUACGACACUACAGUAACCCGUCAGUUUUGCAGCAAUACGAAACAAAACUCCAAACCAACACUGCGGACCUCGAAAAACGGCUCCGAGAAGCGGAUUCGGACCUGGAACGCCUACGCACCUCCCAACUCGACAUGGCCACCAAGUUCGAAGAGGCGGGCCGUGAAAACGCGGACCUCCUCGCCAAAAUCGACAUUCUCCAGGACCAGCUGAGUCUGGAGGAGGACCGCCGCAAACUGUGCGAAGAGCAAAUCGAACGACUCAAAGGCGUCGAGAGCUUCGUCGCGAGCAGCAGCGUCCAGAUCGAGGAAUCGCAAAAGGAGAGAGAGAGUGCGGAGGAGGAGAGGGAGCAGGCGGAGCGGGAAGCUUCCGAGUGCAGACUGCACGCCGAGAAGAUGCUACGGCUCACGCAGGAGCUCACCGAGCGGAACAUGGAGUUGCAGAGGCAGUUGCAGACUGAGCACGAGCAGGUGAGCGUUUUGUGGCGUGCUGAGAAGCCGACUGAAAUCUUGACAAGUUUUACUAUAUUUCUGUAG